Messenger RNA from Pararge aegeria (speckled wood butterfly), 1313 nucleotides. It is a transcript of the gene Tmhs, whose product is annotated as LHFPL tetraspan subfamily member 3 protein. Gene Ontology annotation, cellular component: plasma membrane. The record is from RefSeq and is a predicted model, not a curated record. Bases 186 to 1031 code for a protein of 281 amino acids. NCBI's taxonomy places the organism in Eukaryota, Metazoa, Arthropoda, Insecta, Lepidoptera, Nymphalidae. Gene Ontology annotation, biological process: sensory perception of sound. The transcript has 4 exons.
UCAGUCGAAUGGCGCGCGGCGAGAGGCCUAGUGCUUUGUCGCCUUCAGUGUAGUGGUGUUACUCGUGUCUCAUAGUAGUUCUUUGAUCGAUCUGUGCGUAAACAGUGUUCCACAAAACAUACUAUCCAGUUUUUACUCAUAAAAAUGUGCCAAUAGUAAACAUAAACUUUACGUGAUUAACCAAAAUGGGUUCCAAAAUCGAAUACGUGGACUCGUCACAUUUGUACGCUACGAACUACGUCCGUAAUUCGAAAGCGAUUGGUGUGCUUUGGGCCAUAUUCACGAUUUGCUACGCGAUUAUAAGCGUUGUCGCCUUCGUAACUCCAGAAUGGAUCGGAGAUUUAGAGACCGAGUAUCCAAGGAAGUUCGGUCUGUGGCAGGUUUGCCAGGCGGACGAAGCCGUGGAGGAGUGUAAGGGCAAGCUGGACGAAUUUAUGUCGAUAAACGGAUUUGUGUUCAAAGUGGCGACGGUGCUAGUGGGUGCAGCCGUCGCUCUGGCCUUGUUUACCAUUUGUGCCAUGCUGUUGUUUUUCUUCUGUCAGUCGACGACAGUAUUCCACAUAUGCGGAUGGUUGCAGCUCUUUUCUGCGGCGUGCUUGGUCGCCGGGGUAGCUGUGUACCCCGCGGGCUGGAGCGAGACCGCGGUGCAGGAGACCUGCGGGCCCACCGCCGACCAGUACAAUAUAGGGCGCUGCCACGUGCGCUGGGCGUACCUGCUGGCGGUGAUCGGCUGCCUCGACGGCGUCGUGCUGGCGGCGCUGGCCUUCAUCCUGGCCACGCGCCACGUGCGCCUGCAGCCCGACACGGCCUACCCCGCGCCCUCCUCGCUCUACAAAGGUGAAGUGAACAACGCCUACGUGACUGACGGGACAUCAGUGUCGGGCUCCCGCAAGUCUCUGGCCCUGCAGCCGGUGUUGCUCAUGCAUCCACACGCGCCCCUCGACAUGGACACCUAUUCACACUACUCGGGGAGGACUGCGCGGUCUAAGCACGGCAUCUAUGCGAACACCAUGCACAACUACCAGUUGUAAACCACGACCUCGUUCAAAGCGGUCGUAAUAGAUGGCGCUGUUUUAUAACUGUGAAGGUGUGACAGAUGGCGUUGUAUACGGAUAUUUACAUUAUAAAAUGGAAGUUAAUAAAGUUCAAUUUACUGCUGCCAAAAUAUUUUACGAAUUUUCUUCGACUGUAAUAUAGUUUGAAUUAACAUUAAUUUUAUCUAUGAUACUUCAUUUAUCUCGAAAAUUAGAUUAAGUCCUUAUUUACCUUAAUAAUAUUGUCUUUUCCUACCAUUUUUCAUUAAAAUAUGAUAU